Molecule: messenger RNA, 814 nt
Organism: Dermatophagoides pteronyssinus (European house dust mite)
Lineage: Eukaryota; Metazoa; Arthropoda; Arachnida; Sarcoptiformes; Pyroglyphidae
Product: GTP-binding protein Di-Ras2
Biological process (GO): signal transduction
Molecular function (GO): GTPase activity; G-protein beta-subunit binding; GTP binding
Source: RefSeq, a predicted model, not a curated record
AAAUUGCAUAAUUUACAUUUAGUAACAAAAUUCACUACUAACAACCGACCAAAUUACAAUUAUUAUUGAAUCAAAAAUUAAUAUUAAAAAAAACGAAUGAAAUAAUAAAAAAAUGCCCGAACAAAGUAAUGAUUAUCGUGUUGUUGUAUUUGGUGCCGGUGGUGUUGGUAAAUCUAGUCUUGUAUUAAGAUUUGUAAAAGGAACAUUCCGUGAUGCCUACAUACCAACAAUUGAAGAUACAUAUCGUCAAGUGAUAUCAUCAAAUAAAAAUGUUUGCACAUUACAAAUAACUGAUACAACUGGUUCACAUCAAUUUCCAGCCAUGCAACGAUUAAAUAUAACCAAAGGACAUGCAUUUAUGCUUGUUUUUAGUGUUACAUCAAAACAAAGUUUAGAAGAAUUAAAUCAUAUCUAUCAGGAAAUAUUAGAUACAAAACAAAAUGAUAAUGAUACUAUACCAUUAAUAUUAGUUGGUAAUAAAUGUGAUGAAGAAAGUCAACGUGAAGUUACUGCUGAUUAUGCUCAAGAAUAUUGUUCCAAAAUUUUAAAAGGUUCUGGUUAUAUUGAAACAUCAGCUAAAACUGGUCAUAAUGUACAUGAAGCAUUUCAGGAAUUAUUAUCAUUGGAUAAAACAAGAAAUAUGUCAUUAAGAAUGGAUCUAAAAAAGACAAGGUCACAGAUAAGAAAAGAAAAACUUAAAGGUCAUUGUAUGAUGAUGUAGUAAAAUGAAUGCUACUGUGAAUGAUAUGAAUGUUUUAAAAACAUCUUCCAUAAUUGUGAUCAUUAUUAAUGAACAAAAAAAAAUCUUCAUCAA